Entamoeba invadens IP1 is the source of this 450-nucleotide messenger RNA. RefSeq lists its product as hypothetical. The record is from RefSeq and is a predicted model, not a curated record. Lineage: Eukaryota; Evosea; Mastigamoebida; Endamoebidae. The transcript has a single exon. Bases 1 to 450 code for a protein of 149 amino acids.
AUGUGCAGACUCAUCAAAAUCGGCGACUCUGCGUUCAGCAACUGCAAACAGCUGAAAUGCGCAAAUUUGCCACAAACAGUCACCUCUCUUGGCAGAAAGUGCUUCUCGUGUUGCGACACGUUGAGUGCAGUCACACUGCCAUCACUCAUCACCGAACUCAAACAAGAAACUUUCAACGAGUGCAUAUCACUUCAACACAUUGUCGUGCCACAAAGUGUCAAUGCUAUUUGGGCAUCGUGUUUCUUCAACUGCAAGGCACUGUGUGACGUCACACUCCCUCACAAAGCUAUCUACCUGGCCGAUAAGUGCUUUGUCGGGUGUCAACAUCUCACUUGUGUUGUCAUCCACAAAGACACAAAACCAUUCGACGACUCAUACUACAACACAAAUUACACAACUGUCGUCAGAUUGGACACACUCGCUAUGCUCACAGCUCACAACAACAAAUAA